CCCCAGAGCCACAGAGCCACUAGCGACCAACCCGUGGCCAACCAGAACAGGAGCGGCUCUCUUGGCGUGCUCACCUCACCUCACCUUUGCUAGCUCCAAGUUUUUACCCCUUCCUCGGUGCCUUGAUAUCUCUCUCCUUCGCAUCCGCCUGUAAAGACGAGGCAGUCAAGCAAGGGAGUUUGACCAAGAGCCAAGAUCGUGUCCGUCGGCUGCCAUCCAUGGCGGGGGAGGCCAAGAAGCUCUUCGCCGCGUCCGAGGUCGCGCUCCACGCCUCCAGGAAGGACUGCUGGGUCAUCAUCGGCGGCAAGGUGUAUGAUGUGACCAAGUUCUUGGAGGACCACCCUGGGGGAGAGGAUGUGCUCCUCCAUGCAUCAGCCUCUGGGGAUGCCACGGAAGCAUUUGAAGAGGUGGGACACAGCACUUCAGCUGUCAGCAUGAUGGACAGCUAUUUGAUCGGAAGCAUCAAGGGCUAUGUUCGUCCGGCUGCAUCAAAGGCUACAGAUCCUUGGAGCACUGAUGUGCCACCAAAUUCCAGGACAAUGCAAGGGAACAAAGGCCCUCCUAAUCCAAAUACCUUCCUGGACUUUCUACUCCCAUUGUUUGUGCUUGGCCUGGCAUUUGCAGCUUGGUAUUACCUAACCUUCGUCUCCAAGAACCAUUAAAUUCAGUGAGGCCAGGAAUUAUUUCUCAUUAUUAUAUAGCUAGAGUUAUAUUAGAGAAAACAUUAAAAGAUGGCAAACCUUGUAUUACGGUAUUAUGUACUUGAAGGUCGCUAGCUAAGGUUUCAUUGGAAGUCCUUUCUUGUAUGUAACAUGCAUGUUAGCAUGCAGAUGUAUGAAUGAGACAAUUUAUCCUUAUUUUUGGUUCAGAUUCCUUUACUUGUAAAAAAAACUUGCUUUUGUGGUAAACAUCCCAGUGACUUAGUACAAUUUCA
This is a messenger RNA of Sorghum bicolor (sorghum), 934 nucleotides long. Its product is annotated as cytochrome b5. The coding region runs from base 219 to 662 and encodes 147 amino acids. Gene Ontology annotation, molecular function: heme binding. The record is from RefSeq and is a predicted model, not a curated record. The transcript has 3 exons. Gene Ontology annotation, cellular component: membrane; intracellular membrane-bounded organelle. Lineage: Eukaryota; Viridiplantae; Streptophyta; Magnoliopsida; Poales; Poaceae.